Diabrotica virgifera virgifera (western corn rootworm) is the source of this 1524-nucleotide messenger RNA. RefSeq lists its product as uncharacterized. Lineage: Eukaryota; Metazoa; Arthropoda; Insecta; Coleoptera; Chrysomelidae. The record is from RefSeq and is a predicted model, not a curated record. Bases 1 to 1524 code for a protein of 507 amino acids. The transcript has 4 exons.
AUGGCGCAGCGCUUCAAUGUAUCUGCAUUACUUUUCGAAAAUGACGUAAGUUGGAAAAAUAUCGAAAAAAUAUAUGGGAAUAACGUUAGUACAAAAGACAUAGUCAAUUUAAGCAUAUCCGAUGAUGGUGAAGUAUCCAGCUUCGAAAUUGAUCCUUACUUAUGUCGUGACAGUAGCAAUGUUCAGAAAUUUGCCGCCAUUGCCAGUUCAGAAGAUAGCAAUAACGAUGACGAAAACGAUAAAAAUUUUGAGUUACCAGUUCACUUAAAACAAAUCUCUUCUGAAAGUGACAGCUACUCCAUCAGUGAUGAAAAAAAUAACACGUCUCAUCCAGAAAAGAGCACUAACAAAAUAUUAGAAUCUAAAAACCAAAGAAAAAAGAUAACAUUGUGUAAGUUCUGCCAAAACGACUUUAUGUCAAGAAACUUUGUAAGACAUAUGCAAACGUUUCACGGAGAAGAAAAGGAAGUAAUAAAAUUAUUGCAGUAUCCAAAAAACUCUAAAGCAAGAAGAGCAGCUUUUAAGUUACUAAGAAACGAAACGAAUUUUGAUUUGUAUAUACAAGGAGAUAUACGUCCAACAAGAAGCUUAACCGAGACUCAAACGUCCAACUUUUAUCCGAGUAUAUACUGUAGAGGCUUGUAUAAAAAGUCAUAUCUUAAACGACAUAACAGAAUUUGCAAACAAAAAAACCGUGGUGGUUCCAGUAGUAAUUACGUAUCUGAAUCGCAAACCCUUACAGCCUGUGUAAUGGAUCCAACGAACGUUGUCUCCAAAUUAAUUGUUAAGGAACAAGUCUUCGACAAAAUGAAAGGAGAUGAUAUAGCAUUUGAAGCAAAAAAAGAUCUGCUAAUUGUUAAUUUUGGAAAUUCUUACUUAAAAAACAUAAGAGAGAGGUAUAUUUUAAGACCCAAAAAUUUCGACGCUAUCCUAAGUGCUGCAAGAGUUUUAUGUGGAUAUAAUAGUAUUAAAAAGAUAAUCAGUUCUCCUAGUAUCGCGUUGCACUUGGGUACGUACCUAAAACUAUGUUGCAAUGAACUACUCCAUUUAAUACUAAAAGAAGCACCUGGUUUUACGUGUACAACAAAAGACGAAUGCAAGAACUGCCAAAGGGAUAUACAUAAUUUGAGAACGUUGCUGGAAAAUCGUUGGAGUUUGGAAAUUGCUUCUCUUGCUAACAAAGAUAUUCAAGAAAAAAAAAUGGAAAAUGCCAAAGCUCGUACCACUUCAUUAGUCAUCCUUUUUAACACAAGACGAAUAGGUGAUGUCCAGUACUUAAAAAUUCAGCAAUACAGUAGCGAAAGAAAAACGGACUUCAGUGAUUUUGAAAAUGUUUUAACUGAAGGAGAAAAGGCAAUUACGAGAGAAUACAAAAGAAUAGUGUGUUCUGGUAAAGGCUCUCGAGCUGUUGUUAUCUUACUUCCAAAAAUGUUGCAAGGUUUCAUAGAAACUUUAAUAAAACAUAGACAUAAAUACAUUGCGACGAUAAUGACUAUGUGUUUGCAAUUCCAGGCAGUAAGAUAA